AUGACAGAUCAGGACAACACUUACAGACCCCGUUCUCCCGAUCUUUCCACCUUACAGUCCCCCAUCCCUCCUGCCGUCACCUCCCCCGUCUAUCCUCUUGCUAGUCCUCUGGGACAUCGCGCUUCCUACGACGCCUCCCCCUUCUUCACCCCGCAAUAUCAGCAACCCGCGAUUCCGCAUCAACAAUACAUCCCCCCCUUCGCAGAUCCUCACUAUCCCCAAUCGUUUGAUAUGGCGCGUCGAUCUUCUCGUCUGGCGCGUGCUGCCGAAGUCGCGCCCUUGCAAAUGCCAAUGGCAAUGCCCGUACCAGUGCCAGAGACAAAAUACAUCGAACCCGUCGUCCCAGAGGAACCUCCACAGCCUACUCCAGCCGCUGGCAUUGAAGUGAAAACGAAAUUUCCGGUCGCGCGUAUCAAGCGCAUUAUGCAAGCGGAUGAAGAUGUCGGCAAGGUCGCGCAGGUCACUCCCAUUGCUGUCUCCAAAGCACUAGAACUUUUCAUGAUCUCGCUGGUCACUAAAGCAGCCAAAGAAGCUCGAGAUCGCAACUCGAAACGCGUCACUGCCUCGCAUCUGAAACAAGCUGUCGUCAAGGACGAGGUUCUGGAUUUCCUGGCCGACAUCAUCGCCAAGGUGCCCGAUCAGCCUGCCGGCGGGAGGAAGCAUGAAGACGAUGGCAGUGACCAGAAUGAACAACCGAAACGAAAGCGCGGCGGACGUCGACCCAAGGACGAUAGUGAUUAG
Aspergillus clavatus NRRL 1 is the source of this 741-nucleotide messenger RNA. It is a transcript of the gene nctA, whose product is annotated as negative cofactor 2 transcription regulator complex subunit BUR6. The transcript has 2 exons. Gene Ontology annotation, biological process: transcription by RNA polymerase II; positive regulation of transcription by RNA polymerase II; negative regulation of transcription by RNA polymerase II. Gene Ontology annotation, cellular component: negative cofactor 2 complex; nucleus. Gene Ontology annotation, molecular function: transcription corepressor activity; core promoter sequence-specific DNA binding; RNA polymerase II general transcription initiation factor activity. Bases 1 to 741 code for a protein of 246 amino acids. Lineage: Eukaryota; Fungi; Ascomycota; Eurotiomycetes; Eurotiales; Aspergillaceae. The record is from RefSeq and is a predicted model, not a curated record.